AAUAUUUUUCCUUUUGCUUCUCUUUUCUUCCUCCUCCCCCCUCCCUCCUCUGGGGGUUGCAAAGGUAGUUCAAACCCCUCCAGUCAUCUCGGCUUAUCAGCCGAGGGAGACGCAUUCCUCAGGGCUGCUCCCUUUAUAAGCCGCUGCUGGCCGCCCGCCCGCCGCUCCGCAGCCCUCGCCGGGAACCCAGCUCCGCUCCCGGCCAUGUCCUAGCCCGGACCCCCGACCCCUGGCCCCGGGGGGGACGCUCUGCACCCCGGCGACGAUGCCGCCAGCCCCGGCCCCGGCCCGGCUCUGAGGCCGGCGGCAUGUUCAGCUGGCACCGGAGCUUCGCGCUGGCAGCGCCCUGGAGGCGAGGUAAGAAGAGCCCACCUGCUGAGGACAAAGUAGUGCUAACACACAUGAAGAUACUGAGCAACGAAGGAAUUCAGAACCCAGCACUAACACCAGAGGCUCCCACUGAUGCAGCCUGCACUGAAGAGCCCCAACUCCCCGGUGCCAGCCUCCCCCAGGACUGCCAGGGAAGUCCCAAUGUUGCAGCCCCGGCGGCAGACCCAGACUGUGCAGAUGCCCCGGCAGGUACAGACUAUGUAGCCACACUGCCUGACCUCAGCACCUUCGAGUCCAAGUGCCAGCUUCACAGAUUAUCCAAAUUUGAAUCUGAGGACUCAGGAGUGGAAUUGCCAAGCGGGGCUAAUUCUCCAUCGACGCCAACAGGUUCAGAGAAGAGCUUUGUGCUUCACAACAGAGACUCAUUUUGCGACUCGGGCGUGCUUAGCACCUCUUCUUCUCCAGAAAUUGACCAUCUGAUAAUGAGAACAUGUAAAGAAUGUGCCAGAAAAGUCAGCCACCAAGGUCCAGAGAGUGAAAAGCAAGCAGAGUACUACAGCCAGGAGUCUGAUGCUGUGCAGGUUCCUACAGCUCCCCUUGACAACUUCGGUGUCCCUCAGGAAGGAGAAGAUCCUGAUGAACAUUUUGACCAGAGCGAAAGGCAACCUCUGGAAAAGGAACCUGCACCAGAGAUGAGCCUACCCAGGGAAAGCACUCUUCCCACCCCAGAUCCUGUAGAAGAGCCAAAGACAAUUGCGGACAAUUACCCAGAGACCUUUGGCAGCAUGCAAGACCUUCAGAUCCCUGGGCAUCCGCUGAAGAAGUACCCCACAAGUGACAGUCUGGAUGAAUACAUGGAUGAAUGCUGUAGACUGAGUGAGGUGAACCAAGGGAACAGCAAAGCCCUGGGAUCGGGCCUGGGAUACCUGGAACACAUUUGCCAACUGAUAGAGAAGAUUGGGCAGCUGCAGGAGCACAACCUGCGGCUCCAGAAACAGGUCUGCAGCUUGCAGAAAGAGCAGAAGAUGAGCCAGCUAAAAGAGGAGUACCUCAUGCAGCAUUGCUCCUGCGGAGCUGCAAGUGUGUUCCUCAACUCGUACCAAGACGUGAAGACAUUUUUCGCAGGGAGAAGCAGACCUCAUAGCCUCUUGGUUCAGACGGGAAACCCUUCUGAUCUUUCCAUCAUCCCAGAAAUAGGAGCCAACACCGAAAAGCUGAGCAGCUGCAGCGGAAGUGAGAGACACCCGGAAUCAGGAAACAGCCAGCCAAUGUCGGGGCUCAGGAAGCUGUCAAACAAUAGGAACAAUAAGGAGAAUGAGUUCACAGAAGCUGGUAGCAUGGCAGAGGGGCAGGCUUUUCCGUCAAAGGAUCCUGCAGCAAGAAAGGGUCUGGACACCAGCAAGAACUGCUCGGGUGAGAGCCAUGCCUGGGGGAGAAUGAGAGAUCUCAUGAGGAAGACACGGCUGAGAAACCAGAGCAAGCUGGGGCUGUCCUCCGCUGCUCUGAAGAGGUCAUGCCCACAGUUGUACAGGCCAGAUAUUACAACUUCAGAGCUGAGGAAAACUGAGAGGAACUCCAUGAUUGUUCUGGGGCAAAACACGAAGAAUGAAAACAUAUGGCCUUUCUGAUAACCUGAAUCAAAUGGAACAAGGUAAAAUAGAAAGGAGAAGCGAGAGCAGCAAUGGACACAAAAUUGAAAAGCCCAGGAUUGCUUUGUGCAUCAUGCAUCCACCAGCUGUUGACAGAGCAACUCUGAUUUGAGCGCUGAAAGGGAAAGAAGGAAGGGGGAGGUGAAGAAAGGUCCGAGGACAGACACAUGCUCAGCUACAUAUGACUUCACUCCUGAAACCGAAGUAUACAUACAGAAUCAAGCUGCAGACAAAAACCGCAGCCCACAUCUUGGCAAUAUAACCAGCAGAGACUUUUAAAUGAGAUUUGGUAACCGUUCCUCCUAUCUGGGUUCAGAACAGAACUACCCAAAACGCUGAAGCUUUUAAGUUGUCAUUGCUUUGUGGGGACCACCUUCAGCUGAAAUAAACUUAAGCCUCACAGGAGACAGCAGCAUCCCGAGGGGUGUCAGGGGCUCCUUGCUGGGUGCUGCUGGGAUGGGCAACUACAUUCCUAUGGGGGUUUGGCUUGCCUUCUGCUUGUCCCCAGCAGAGCUCCUUCCUUCAGAACAGCAUCCUGCCAGCUCUGCAGUUUUACUCAAAUCCAACAGGAAAAAAAGUGUAAGUUUUUUUUUCAGGUCCAUUCCCAAAUCCACCACCAACUUCUACUUCCAUGGGGCUGCACCUUCUGCAGAUUCCCCUUGACUUCGGUGGCAGCCUAUGCAGAAGUCAAUAUAGUGAGGGGCUCUGCAGGAACAGGCCUUUUGAGAGAUGGGAAGGCACACCAAGGGCAGUACCUCACGCACCGGGCAGCCCAGAUCCCUGGCAGGCUGAGAUACUCAUCUUCUGAAAGAGCAGAGCUGCAAGGAUGAGUAAUUCAAAUAUAUACAUCCUCUAUAAUCCGUGCCUUUUUCCCCAGGACUGUUCUUUUGGGUCUGCUAACUUGUGUGUAACACUGUGGCCCUGCUUGGUGGCUGCCUUAUUGCUGUGUGUCCACUGAUCUCAGACGCAGGGGACAGACAGCACCUGCUUCUGAAAGUCCUGUGGGUACAGUGAUCUCUGCUCACCAGCUCUUAGCAGUAGUAGCACAAGAUUUCAUGCACAUGGAGUAAAGAUUUAAGCAAAUAAACCAACUUUGCCACUUAUUAUAGGGAUAUUCUACUGCCCUAAAAUUAGAAUGUAAUUGCAAGUCAGACAAUUGCUGUUUAAAAUCCCUUAAAAUCCAUUCUUGCCUGUGAACAGAGAUUUGAGACACUGGCAGGAAUAGAUCAGUUUCACCAAGCUUAGUCUUUCAGUAGCAGGUGCUUCCCUUUGCUCACCCAAAUCAACUGGAGCCCUUGAAGUCCUCAAAGCCAGAGCAGGAUCUCUCCUGAGAUGCAGAGUACCCCAGCCCCAGAAGGCUGGCUGGUCUGAUCCCAGUUCUAGUGGCAGGCAGUAACACAAGGCAAAGAGCUGCUGCUCACUGGAAAAACAGGUCACCCUUGCUCAGCACAGCUGCAGUUCACAGG
Cygnus olor (mute swan) is the source of this 3445-nucleotide messenger RNA. RefSeq lists its product as uncharacterized. The transcript is spliced from 9 exons. The record is from RefSeq and is a predicted model, not a curated record. Lineage: Eukaryota; Metazoa; Chordata; Aves; Anseriformes; Anatidae. The coding region runs from base 309 to 1958 and encodes 549 amino acids.